Ilex paraguariensis (yerba mate) is the source of this 3563-nucleotide messenger RNA. Lineage: Eukaryota; Viridiplantae; Streptophyta; Magnoliopsida; Aquifoliales; Aquifoliaceae. The record is from the annotation of a GenBank genome assembly.
UCUCUCUCUCUCUCUCUCACACACACAUUCCAAGCAGGCCUCUCUUUCUAAAGUGUCUGAUACUUAGCUCUCUGUAAGUGUACUGUUCUGCUUUUUGCUUGAUCAGUGUUAGUAAACUUUUAAUCACUCAUGUCAGCUGACACUAUUCCAUUAGAACUACCAAAGCUCUGCAAAUUUCAGAGCUUACCCACAUGAAAAGAACAAAACUUGGGUUCUUUCCACCUAACCCCUUCUUGUAUAUUCGCUACCACACUACCUUGUCAUUACUUGCCAGUAAAUAUUUGUGGGUCUCCUUCUGUAAUUUAAUCAUUUUUAUGUUGUUCCUUUAAGCUAUUCCCAUGUUCUACUUCACUGAAUUACUCAAAUCUUUCUUUUUUUCUUUUCACUGUUUCUUCUCACUUGGAAUGGUUGGGGGAGAGAUGAAAAUUCUUGAGGUUUGAUCUCAAUGUUACUUUAUGAGAGAGAUGAGGAUGCAACAACUGAUUCGUCUGUUGAUGAAAUUCUUUUUGUUGAUCAGUGCUCUUUCACUUCAUGGAUGUGCAGGCUUUUAUAUACCUUCUCUCACGGCAGCUUCUGGGCUUCUUCAUUUUAAAGUAGGAGCAACCAACCCAAGGUCUUACACAACCAUCAGACCAAGUCCAACACUCCUGCAGAAUGCCACCACUCAUGACAAUGCGAUGGUUCCCUCCAACAAUGCACAUGCACCCUCCAUGCCUUCUGUCAAACAGCCUGCCAAGAAACGGAUACGUGAUUCUGCAUCUUCACCUUCAGUCUCAUUCUACAAACAUCAUCAUCAUGGAAGGCACAAAUUCAGCCACUUUGCCUCUGCUCCUGUGCCAUCUAAUCAGAUUCCUACUACCCCACAUAGCCAGCAAGGCCAUUCAAUCUCCUCAUUUCAUUCUUCCUUCCCUUCGUCAAAGAAAUGGGGUUCGCCCGCUGCUGCACCAUCACCUAUAAUUCCAUCAAGCCAAUCUGAAAUGCCUACACAUCCACCAACGAUUUCUCCACUGAGCUAUGUGCUGAAAAGGAAUAAGACUCCACCACCCUCUCCAGUUUUGGCACUGCCUCCACCUCCUCCUAAUGAAGAUUGUACAUCGGUCGCGUGCACAGAACCAUUGACAUAUACACCUCCUGGAUCACCAUGUGGUUGUGUUUGGCCUAUUGAAGUUAGACUGCGCCUUAGUGUUGCCCUAUAUACCUUUUUCCCUUUGGUCUCAGAGCUGGCCAAGGAAAUUGCGGCCAGUGUUUCACUAAACCGAAGUCAAGUUCGCAUUAUGGGAGCAAAUGCAGCCAGUCAGCAGCUAGAGAAAACCAUUAUCAUCAUUAACUUGGUUCCAUUAAAAGAAAAGUUCAAUGCCACGACUGCAUUUUUCAUCUACCAGAAGUUCUGGAAGAGACAUGUUUUCAUAGAGACUUCCCUCUUUGGUGCCUAUGAAGUGGUGUAUGUUCACUAUCCAGGUCUCCCACCCUCUCCACCUUCGAAGCCUUCAAGCGCUGCAACUAUAGAUGACCAGCCAUAUCCCCACCAUCCUAAUGAUGGAAUGACAGUAAAACCAUUAGGGGUUGAUGUGCCAAGGAGAAGAAAGGAUGGGAUUGGAGGAGGCAUGAUUGCUGUGAUUGUUCUAUCAUCUAUCACAGCUUUUGUUGUAUGCAUGGGAGUUAUUUGGCUUUUGUUAUCAAAAUGUGGGGUCUGCCUUCAUCAACCUGGACACACUCCACAUGUUCUGGUUGCUUCCCAUGGAAAACCAUCAGGGGCAGCAGGUGCUUUGAUGCUAGGAUGUCAGGCCAGUUCAGCAUCUAUGUCCUUUGGUUCUAGCCUAAUGGCGUACACUGGAACUGCUAAGAUUUUCAGUUUGACUGACAUAGAAAGAGCCACUGAUUACUUUAAUGCAUCAAGAAUACUUGGAGAAGGUGGUUUUGGACUUGUAUAUAGUGGCAUUCUUGAUGAUGGAAGAAAGGUGGCUUUCAAGGUUCUUAAAAGAGAUGAUCAUCAUGGUAGUCGUGAAUUCUUGGCAGAAGUCGAGAUGCUUAGUCGCCUGCACCACAGAAAUUUAGUCAAGUUGAUUGGUAUCUGCACAGAGGACCAUUGCCGUUGCCUGGUCUAUGAACUUGUGCCCAAUGGAAGUGUGGAAUCCCAUUUACAUGGAGUUGACAAGGAAGCUUCUCCUCUUGAUUGGUGUGCCCGAAUGAAGAUUGCCCUGGGUGCUGCUCGGGGCUUAGCCUAUCUGCAUGAAGACUCAAGCCCUCGUGUAAUACACCGAGACUUCAAGUCGAGCAACAUUCUGCUUGAACAAGAUUUUACACCUAAAGUUUCAGACUUUGGGCUGGCUAGAACAGCACUGGAUGAGGAAACCAAACACAUAUCAACACAUGUCAUGGGGACUUUUGGUUACUUAGCUCCGGAAUAUGCAAUGACUGGCCAUCUGCUUGUGAAAAGCGAUGUUUACAGCUAUGGUGUAGUUCUCCUUGAACUUCUAACUGGAAGAAAACCCGUAGACUUGUCACAGCCCCCAGGUCAAGAAAAUCUUGUUGCUUGGGCUCGUCCACUCCUCACAAGUAAAGAGGGCUUAAAAGCAAUCCUUGACCCAGCUGUAAAGUCAGAUCUCCAGUUUGAUGGCAUGGCCAAAGUAGCAGCAAUUGCAUCAAUGUGUGUGCAACCAGAAGUAUCCCACCGUCCUUUUAUGGGCGAAGUUGUUCAAGCCUUAAAGCUUGUUUGCAACGAGUUUGAUGAGACAAGGGAGCCCAUAUCAAGAAGCUGCAGCCAAAAAGACUUUUCUAUUGAUAUAGCUAGUAAGCGUAGCACAGCUUCAGGUGAGCUUGUGGAAGCUUCACGGACUGAUUACCCAAUGCUUGGCUAUGAUUCUAUCUUUGAAAGUAAGAUGGCCUUAUCAGCUUCAGAUUUAAGAAGUAUGCUGGCUGGAUUUGAGGGACAUGAAUUUGGGUCUUUUAGGAGGCAAUUUAAUUCUGCUCCUUUGAAAAUGGGGAGGAGGAGACAGUUUUGGCAAAGAUUAAGAGGGCUUUCUAGUGGCAGCAUGAGUGAGCAUGGGUUUUCAGUAAAAUUGUGGCCAGGCUCCCGUUAAGUAUUUCCAAACUUCACCCAGUUAAUCUUUUCAAAUUCAAAUGAAGUGUCUUGGAAUGGUUUGUAUUACACUUUCAUGAGCUAGCAAGAUUCUUUCACUGUCUCCAGAUUGAUACAAGUUGUCUGUCUCAUGAAGGAUCUGAAACGCCUGGAAAGUAUCAGCUCUUCAAGGUGUUUUCUAAUGCCUUGGUGUUACUCAAAAUCUGAGACAAAGUUAAUUAUGGUAUUGAAAUAUUCAAAUGUGAAGCAUUCUUGUACUGUAUGUCAUCUAUAGCACAUCAAUAGAUGCUGUUAGAUUUCCGGUUUAUCGACAUAAUUAUUUAGAUUUGAGGUGACUUGAAAUCCUUUUGUGAACCCUUGUUCCUUUUAUGUGUUGAAUAAGUAGUUCAAGUCACCUGUUAUUCAUAUAUAUAUGAAACAUUUCACAGUUGCAACAUAAGUGAUCCCAUAUCCUCUGUUAGAACUCUUACCCUGUAGUUCUACC